Vigna radiata var. radiata (mung bean) is the source of this 975-nucleotide messenger RNA. RefSeq lists its product as uncharacterized. The record is from RefSeq and is a predicted model, not a curated record. The coding region runs from base 1 to 975 and encodes 324 amino acids. Lineage: Eukaryota; Viridiplantae; Streptophyta; Magnoliopsida; Fabales; Fabaceae. The transcript has a single exon.
AUGGAUCAAGCUGACCAUGUUUCCAAUCCAGCAAGCCCUUAUUAUCUGCACCCAGGUGAGAACCCUGGACUCACCCUUAUAACUCAAACUCUGAACGAAAACAACUAUUCUUCCUGGAGCAGGAGCAUGAAGAGAGCCCUGCUGUCCAAGAACAAGGUGAAGUUUAUCGAUGGCACCAUUGAAAAACCUCAGAAGACUGAUGCUGUUUAUGAUGCCUGGGAGAGGUGCAACAUGAUGAUUUUAUCAUGGAUAACGAAGACACUAUCACCACACAUUGUUGAAAGUGUGAUUUACGUUGAAGAAGCUAAAGAUUUGUGGGAGGAGCUAAAAGAGAGGUUUUCCAAGGGAGAUUACUUCAAGAUCUCUGACUUGUUGCAAGAUAUACAUUCAAUCAGACAAGGUGAGAGGGGAGUAAGUCAAUUUUUUACCGAUCUAAAAAUCAUGUGGGAAGAACUAGAGUCUUUAAGACCUAUACCUACAUGCACAUGUCCCACACCUUGUUGUUGUAAUCUAUCCAAAGUUUCUUUAAGGUACAGGGAAGUCAAGCAUGUAAUAUGUUUUCUUAAGGGAUUAAAUGAUUCCUAUAGCACCGUGAGGACACAAAUCUUGUUGAUGGAUCCCUUGCCUAAUGUCAAUCGGGUCUUCUCGCUUAUCAUCCAACAAGAAAGACAGGACAAACAGACCCCUACAGAGACAAAGAUUCUGGCUAACACUGGUGAAAGAAAUGGUCAAUGGAGACCUGAUCAGAAUUGGAAAAACCAAGGGAGAGGCUCUGGAUUUCGUGGUCAAGGUAGAGGCAGAGGAAGAAAUUCUAAUUACGGAAAACAAUGUUCAUAUUGCAACAAAAUGAACCAUACAAUUGACGAGUGCUACUCUAAACAUGGCUAUCCUCCCUGGUAUAAGAAAGAAGAAAAAAGGAGCGACUGGACAAAUGUCAAUGCCUGUCAAAGCAGUAAUGAACCAGAGGGUGUUUAG